Molecule: messenger RNA, 8484 nt
Organism: Diabrotica virgifera virgifera (western corn rootworm)
Lineage: Eukaryota; Metazoa; Arthropoda; Insecta; Coleoptera; Chrysomelidae
Gene: Sirt1
Product: NAD-dependent protein deacetylase sirtuin-1
Exons: 8
Coding region: 327-2408 (693 amino acids)
Molecular function (GO): NAD+ binding
Source: RefSeq, a predicted model, not a curated record
CAUGACAAAGUUUUUUAUUUAAAAUAUUGCUAAUAUGUACUAUAAUAUAAUUAGGUUAAUAAGUAUAUUUUGAAUUUCAUUUACAUUUAUAUAGAUAAUCUACAAAGCGAAGUGAGGUUUUUCAUUUACUGCCUUAAACUCAAUGAUGUAUAAGUUGUAUAUGAUGUAUAAGUAGUAUAGGUACAAUAUAUAUACUUUUCAAAUUGCCCGCCAAAUCCAGAGAACUGUCAAUUGUCUAGAAGCUCCGAAGCAAAGUAUUUGGUUUUCUCUAGACGCAAGUCUACUCGAUUCUCGGAUCUUGAAAAUGAUUUUUAUUCGUGUCAAAGAUGGAUUCCUAUCCUGACGUACAGGAACACGAAUCCUGUGCAAAAAGAAUCAAACUUGAUCUUGACGAGUCUAAUCUUGGUGAAUUGUGCAAAGGAGAAGGAUUUUCUUGUUUUUCCACAUCAUCAACGGGACCGAUUGACAUCACUGAAGGCAUAUCGGCAGACUGUGAUUCAGGAUAUGAAGCCUCAAAUUUGGAAUCGGUGCCCACACCUCUCCACACCUCCCCCCGUACAGACCCCGGCGACAUCCAGGAAACAAUGUCAAGCAUUUCGGAAUCAUUCAUGCAGACGCCAACACAUGCAGACCAGCAAGAUACGUCACAGGAUAGUGUAAUUGAAGAUGACGAUGACAAUGCAUCCACCGUUAGUGAAUUGAGCGGCUUGUCAGAUUUAUCCGGACAAGAUUGGAAACCAAUGGCUGGAAGUAUGAUUUGGAUUCAACAACAAAUGCAAAAAGGCGUCAAUCCCAGAGAAAUACUAUCAGAAUUGGGAGUGGAUAGCCAGAUUCCUGAAUAUGUAGACGACAUAGCGAUAUGGAAACUAAUUAUCAACAUGCUGUCAGAACCCCCACGUAGGAAUAAACUUCGACACAUAAACACACUGGAUGACGUGGUGCGAUUACUGAAAGGUGCUCAAAAUAUUAUUGUAUUAACAGGAGCUGGAGUUUCAGUGUCUUGUGGGAUUCCUGAUUUCCGUUCCAGAGACGGGAUUUAUUCCAGAUUAGCUAUCGAUUUUCCGAAUCUUCCAGACCCACAAGCUAUGUUCGAUAUUAGCUAUUUUAGUCAAGAUCCUAGGCCUUUCUUCAAAUUUGCUAGAGAUAUCUACCCCGGAAAGUUCCAACCCAGCCCUUGUCAUAGGUUUAUCAAAUUAUUAGAAAAACAGAAGAAACUCCUUCGUAACUACACCCAAAACAUCGACACUCUCGAAAAAGAAGCCAAGAUCGACAAAGUCAUAGAAUGUCACGGUUCUUUUGCCACAGCGACGUGUACGAAAUGCGGCCAUAAAGUUACCGCGGAGAAGAUUCGAGAUCAUGUCCUUGCCCAGAAAAUACCCCUUUGUGAAGUUUGCCAUCCCGGUCAAGAGUGUAGUGUGUCUACUGACGAUGUUAGAGCUAGUCAAGCAAACACGAACUACAGAGAACUUGUCGAGUCUGGUAUCAUGAAACCCGACAUAGUUUUCUUCGGAGAAGGUCUUCCAGAUACCUUCCACGAAGCUAUGAUAGAAGACAAGUCGGAGUGUGACUUACUUCUAGUUAUUGGCAGUUCCUUGAAGGUUCGACCGGUAGCAUUGAUACCUAGCAGCCUUCCUUCACAAGUUCCUCAAAUCUUAAUCAAUAGGGAGCCUUUGCCACAUUGUCACUUUGAUGUGGAGCUGUUAGGCGAUUGUGAUGUCAUUAUUAAUCAUCUAUGUAGGCUAUUGGGUAAUCAUUGGGAAGAAGGGAUCUACUCCUCUCAAACGUUACAGCACGCCGAAACGUUGCUCCCAUUGGAAAACCCACUCCUGCCAGAGUUAGACAAACAACCUAUACCCAGCAUAGACUUCAGCUACUCACACCAAUCAGUCUCCUCCCAUUGUAUAUGCAAGAGUACAAAUAGUAGUUCCUUAAGUGCAGACGUGACCACUGAAACGCAGUGCUUAUGUUUUACAUACAAGUCAAUUAACGAUAGCGAAUUAGAAAGUAAGAGCGGCAAAGAGAGACACAUGAGUAUCGAUUCGGCCAAAGAUUCGGGUAUCGGGGAAAAUUCGAACUUUACCGAUAAAUACGAAUCGGACGAGAACGGUGAAGAGAAAAGUGCUACUAGUUUUUGUUUAGAGAUUUGUAAUGACUCGUCGACGUCCUCGGAAGGAUUUCGAAAGAGCUCCUCGGAUCUUAGAGGAUAUUGGCAGCCCAAGGUGAAGAAGAGUUUGGCAGAUAGAUUACCAGAGAACUCUUUCCACCUAAUACCCCCGAGCCGAUAUAUCUUCCCUGGAGCAGAAGUCUUCUAUGACCCAGACGAAAAACUCCACUACGAAGGCGACACCUCCAAUUCCGAUGAUUCGGAGAGUGAGUCUGAAUGUGGCAGUCAGAACUGUUCAUUGUAGUUCAUUAGUUCUCUGUUUUUAUUAGUUUUAAGUGUUUCCCUGUUGUUAUGUUAUAAUUUUUAUAAACUGAGGGUCGUAGCUCUGUUCGCAGAGUCUCUGUUGUUGGAUUCGUUUUUUAUUUCUUAAAAUUUUUUGUUAUCUGCGUGUGGGGUAUAUGAAAUAUAGGUGUACCUACUGUAUGUUUCACUUGCAUUUAUUUAGCUCCGUAUCAGUUGUAUUUUACGGAACUGUCCUUUUCUAUACAGUUACAAUACAAUACUUCAACAGAAAAAAAUAUUUGUAAAAAUUUUAUUCUUAUUCAACUAGUUCAGCGAAAACUUCAUUACAAGUUAUGUAGAGGAACAUUAUAAAACUUAAAGGAGUGUAGAGGUGUUUACUCUCCUUUUUGUUUACUCAACAUUUUCUACUUCAUAAAAUUAUCUCAAAUAUUCUACUCUUUUAAUUGUUAAUUUUAAUUAAGUAUUGUAUUGUGAUAUCGAAAUGUGAAAUUCCAUUUUUGACUCCAACGACCUAUAUUCUCAUAUCACAGCUACCUAAAGCUUACAAGCCGUCAAAUAAGAAUGGCAACACCGCAUCAGCUGUUAGAAGUAGUCCGAUUGUUAGCAAGCAAAAUAAAAGAGGAACAUAUUUACAUUAAGAAAACAAUGUGUGACUGUGAAUUUAACACAAUUAUUACAAUCUUCGUAAGACAUACAUACCUUUUGCUUUUUUAAUCGAAUAAUUCAUUAAUAAAAUAAUACAAUAAAAGCAAACAGAAUUAGCAUAACCUCUCCAACAAUUAAACACAGUAAAAAUGGUAUACUAUCGGACUACCUCCAACGUUGUCAAUUUUCUCGGCUUGUAAGCGUUGCUAACAGUUCCUCCAAUGUUGCCAAUUUUCACGGCUUGUAUGCUGUAGGUGGCUGUGGCUCAUAUACACCAUACACAUUGUUUACAAUCAAACAUUGAGUUGAUUGUUUUAUUGUUAAUUUAAGUGGCUGUUCUUUGUCGCCUUUUUCAGAAUGUUUUGAAAAGGCACUCAAAUUAUUAUAAUUAAUUAUAUAAGGGUGUAAAUUGUCUAUCGAAAUUACAUAUACAAAAACUAAAAAAAUUAAACUUUGUUGAUCUCUUUAAUAUAAGUGAGAUAUUCGCUUUUAUUUUGUUUUUAUGGGUUUAUUGUACCUAACUUCGACUAUUAUACUACUGAUUGUGCAAAAUGAUGGAUAAAUCAUUGAAUGCUUUUUUUUCAUUGAUGAAAAACAAGUCACCUUGUAUUUCUUUCAAUUUGCAGAAAUUAUCAAUAUUGGACCACAUUUUAUGAAAGAUACGAAGAAAACUACCAUCGAAAGAAAGGAAACAAUAGGAUUAUUGAAAAAAAGUCGUUUUUAAAUGCAUACUUAGCAAAAAUCCAAUGUUUAAAAAUCUUCGAAGAAAGUUCAAACAUAAUUUUGAAAAACAGUCAAUUAACUGGUACUCUUGCUCUUACCCGUUUUUUGAAUAUAUUUGGGAAAAUAUCAAAAAACGGGUAAGAGCAGGAGAUUAAAGUAUAAGAUCCGGUUGUUCGAACGCUAAUCAAGAAGUUGAUUAUAAUCAAGUCCACUUAACAAUCAUCAAAUAACAAGAUCCGUUGUUGUACGCCAAUCAGUUGAUUGUAAUCAAUUAUGUUAAUUAUCAUUAUAAUAAUUAACAUAAUUGUGUUAAUUAUCAUUAUGAUAAAUUAACAUGAUUGAUUAAUUAACAUAGGUAAUUGAUUAAGAAAUCAAUUAAUCUCAUAAUUGUAAUCAAUUAUGUUUUCAGCAACCCAAUCAAAGUUGACAUUGACAGUUGGUGAUAGUAAAUAAAUAUUUGAUAAUGAUCAGUUGUUUCCAUUUUUGAUUAGCGUUCUAACAACCGACCCUAAGGGGCGGUAGUUCGAACGCUAAUCAAGAAGUUGAUUAUAAUUAAGUCCCCUUAACAAUCAUCAAAUAACAACACCACUCAUUAAUUAACAUAAUUGAUAUUAAUUAAUUAUUAAUUAACAUAACUAUUAUUAACAUAAUUGAUUAAUAAAUCUCAUAAAUGUAAUCAAUUAUGUUUUCAGCAACCCAAACAAAGUUGACAUUGACAGUUGGUGACAGUAAUUAAAUAUUUGAUAAUGAUCAGUUGAUUGUAAUUUUGAUUAGCGUUCGAACAACCGGCCCUAAGAGUAGUAUAUAAACAAAUUUGAUAUCUCGUUAAGACAAGUUAUGAGUGUACCAUAUAUAUACUGUUGCCAAAUUUAAAUGCUUCUGUUUGAAGCUAAAGAGAUCUAUGGCUAUUCAAAUUGAGAACCACUUUUUCGUUAAAUAUAGUUCGAUAAGGUUUUUUUUACAUGAACGCAAAUUUUUUUUAUAAUCUUGUAGUAACGUUCAAAUAAGACAAAAUUCAUAAUAUAUCUUGCAUUCAGGUACUGUUUUUGCACCAUCAGUUGCUUUAGUAGUCCAACUGGUAACUUAUCGAAUGCUUGCUGAUUUGAUUGAAAUGACUGAUUUUAUUUAUUAUUUAAAGUGUGUGAAAAUGUGUGACAGUGAUAGAGUACCUUAUUUUUUUAAACCUAAUGUUAUUUACACUAUAAGAUACUAUUAGGCUCUUGUUCUACCGACUCAACGCAACUGCAACUCUACUGCAAUGCAACUAGUGACAACCUCUCGACAUCUUGAACGUAACUGAUUGCAAAUUAGUCACAAUGGUUGACAAAAGACAAACGAUGCGAUUAAUUGGCACUAGUUGCAUCGCAGUCGAAUUCUAGUUGCGUUGAGGUUGUGGACAAAGAGCCUUACUUUUAAUCACAUAAGACACGUUCAAAUAGAUUUAAGGAAUUAAUUAAAUUGAAAUUGUUACGGAGUGUGAAGAUACCUAUGUGUAUUAAGACUAACAGUUUUUAUUGCUGUUUUAUCAUGAAACAGUAAUGUUUAACAUUAUUGGUGAGGUCAAGUCCUCAUUUUGUUUCGAGAUAAUUUCCAUUAUGGUAUUAAAUAAGCAAAUAAUCUGUUGAGAGAUUAUAUUGAUAGAAAAUUUGUUAUGUUAACCUCUUUUCAUAUUCUUCUAUAUGUAUAUCACCAUAAAACUAUUGACAUUGAGUCCUCUAGAUUCACGAUAUUGUUGGUCCUUAAUGUACGUGGUGUUUUCAUUUGAACAAUUCCUUAAAAUCUCCAAUAUACUGGAUAUAGUAAUCUGAAGUUUAACCACCUUUCUCAUUUAUGCCUCUUAAACUAUAAGAGGUACAUUAAAGAUAGUAAAAUUGUGGAAAAUUUCAUCUUACAAAUAUUUUACAAAGAAAAGUGCUGCUAAGGUCUUACAAAAUUAGUCACCGAAAAAAAUUUUCACUCAAAAACAAUUUGUGCAUAUAGAUUACAAUUUUUAACACGUUGAGUACGGCGUGACGUUAACAAUGUGUCACACAUAUCACACACAAUUAGCCGGUGGGACAACAAGAGUGGUCACGGCUAGAAAAUCAUAUUUAGACAUUCCACUCAAGAGUCACACUUUUUUUCAUUUUCAGGUCAUAUUUGCAUGUAUUCUACUUAAAAAAUUUGAUAAAAUCGAUAGUUCUCUUUAUGUUGUUAUAAUCAGAGCAGAAAUAUUAUAAAAUCGUCACUUUUUACGUGAUUUUAUUUGCCAAAAGAAAAUUGUACUUGUACUUGGUGUAAGGUAUAAGUGAGAAAGACAUAAUUGACAUUCAGAUUAAUAUCUCCCAAUCUACAACUAACAAUUCAAAUCAUAGCUACAUAACUAUGUACAUAAGCGUAUAUAAAUUAUAAGAAGCUUCGAGAUAUUUUUGUUUUAGUCGUAUCGGUAUAUCAGGUGUAUCUUAAAUGAAACAGCUAUAUUAUCUGAAAUCAUUAGUACAUGUUGGACCAUGCUUAUUAAAUUUCCUUAGAAGCUAUAAAGAAGGAUUUUGAUAAAGAUUUUUGAUAUACUACAGUUCUUAAGGAACUGUUACUCAGGAAAGAAGAACAUCAUCAUCAUCAUGGCAUGUACACUCCUAGCGGAGUGAUUGCCGCCCUCUUUGGGCUCUUUCGAUUCGUUUGUCGCGGGAAUCGGUCCGCAUUAACAUUUCCGUUUUACAAUUAGUUGUGUGACUUGACAUCUUCUACAAUUUUUCUCCAUUUGUUCCUGUUUUUGCUUGUGGUUGUCCAUUCUCCAACUCCCAUCUUCUUAAGGGGGAAGUCUACUGUGACAAGAGAAAAAAACAGGUCGAUUUUCCGGAUUUUUUUUUCUAACAAAUUAUGACUUGUACAUUAAAUUAAAUUAAACCGUCAUCUUUACUAUAUAUUCAGUAUUUGUAAAAAAAAAUUCAAGUCGAAAUAUUUAAAAUUGCCGUCGUGGUACUCCUUCAAGCGCAGGCCCGUUUUUUUAGGUGCCCAAAGGGUGUACAUGAAAUCUCACGUCUAAGUGAUCUGAAACAAAAAACAAAAUAUGGUUAUCAUCUCCAUAGUAUUGACACUCGUCUAACGGAGGAUUUUGUCGAUAAAAAAUUUUGGCGCCGAAAAAAAAAAUCUUGAAAUUGUGUCACAUGUGAAAUAAUGUCACUCAAAUUCAGUAAAAUUUAUAUGAAUAUAUUCGUUUCAAAUUAACGGAUAAUUCUUAUCAUUGCCAACUCUUAAUUUUCAAUAAUAAGAGCAGAAAUUGAUAUAAAUCAAUCUGAAAUCAAAUGGGUAGGUACAUAAGUUAGAGAGAAAAAAUAUUUUAAUAUACCCAAAUUAUCGGUACUUCAUAAAUCUUCUCGGGCUCUUAGGGGCCGUUCAAGUAUUACGUAACGCAGGUUGGAGGGGGGAUAAAAAAUCUUCAAAAAUUGCGUUACGCAAUAGUUAAACGCCCAUUAGAGUGCGUUACGUAGGGGGAGGGGGUCAAAAAUCGCGUUACGUAAUACUUGAACGCUCCCUUAAGCAUCUUAUUACAAUAGUUUCACUAAUCUGCUUAAGCCCAGCGGGGUUUAAGCUGUUUUGAGUAGCACCCAGAGCAAUAGUGAUUGUAACUGCCACGUUUAUGGACUCAAAAAUGUGAUUUCGAUAAACUUUAAUUGCAAUUUGCGCCGUAAUUAAUCAUAAUUAAGAGUUGGCGCAAUGAUAAGAAUUGACCGUUAAUUUAAAACGAAUCUAUUCGUAUAAAUUUUAUUGAAUUUGAGUGACAUAAUAUUUUCCAUAAGAUGUGUGCGGUGUCCUUUGAUGUUAUUAUUGUUUAUAACAAUUAAACAAAAAACGAUAUCAAAAAAAUUCUCCGUCAGACGAGAGUCAAUACUAUGUAGACCAUAUUUUGUUUUUUGUUUCAGAUCACCUAGACGUGAAAUUUCAUGUACACCGUUUGAGCAGCUAAAAAAACGGACCUGCGCUUGAAGGAGUGCCACGACGGCAAUUUUGAAUAUUUCGACUUGAAUUUUUUUUACAAAUACUGAAUAUAAUAUAAUAAAGAUGACGGUUUAAUUUUAAUUUAAUGUACGAGUCAUAUUUUGUUAGAAAAAAAAUGCGGAAAAUCGGCCUGUUUUUUCCCUUGUCACAGUAGACUUCCCCCUUAAGGUCCUCGACUAUCUGGUUCUCCCAUUUGGUUUUGGGCUUUCCUCAUGGUCUACCUGAUACAGGUUUCCAUUUGAUAAUUUUCUUGAUAACUGCUUCUGGAUUUCUCCUUUCUAUGUGUCCCAUCCAUGAGUCUCUGUGUCUUGAUAAAUCUAAUGAUGUCUUCUCCUUGCUAAAGUUCUCUUACUUCUUGGUUCAUCAGUUUUCUCUAAAUUCAUUAUUACCUAAAUUUAGUGGACCUGUUAUCCUUCGAAUUAUUUUUCCCUCUAGUGUCCCCUCCAUUUUUCUGUGUCAGAUACAUUACUUCAACGCAGGUUCGUAACUACGAUGUUAGGGGCCCCGGGGCAAUGGUGAUCUGGGGGCCCCUUUCCUGGGGUCUGGGGGUUUACCCCCCAGCGGAAGGCUUGGUCCGGAAAAAUGUUUGAUAUUUAACCCCUUGAAAACGCAUUUUAAUGGAUUCUAUGAGUGAAGUUUCUUAAACCUACAUUUAGUGGACCAUCACAAAAAAUUUUUGAAAUCACCUUAUUUUUUAUUCGCUUUAAAAAAUUAAAAAAAAAACAACAAAA